AUGGGGACAGGACAAAAGUUCGGUGGCCGCAAUCGCGGAAAGCAUGGCAAGGGCAAGGAAGGAAAAAGACGUGAACGAACGAAUAAGGACUACAAAGAAAUCGUGAUGAACAACCCUCACUUCGAAGAGUACUACUCGAAGAACGGCACAGUGCCCAAAGAUGAGCAAGUUGAGUUUUUUGAUGCCCUGAGGAAGCCGCUGCCCCUCUCUUUCAGAGUUACGGGAUCGACGAACCAGGCGAAAGAGCUUAUUCAACAGAUGGAAUCAGCACAUUUGAAGGACAUCGAAUCGCUUGUUCUUGACAAUGGAAAGGUCGUUCAACCAGCUGAACCUUUACCAUGGUAUCCAAAUCGCCUGGCUUGGAAAACGAAUUUAAGUCGACAAGAGUUGCGCAAGUUUCCAAAAUUAUCCGGCUUUCAUCAAUGGAUGAUUGCCGAGGGCGAGUCGGGACAUGUUACCCGUCAGGAGCUCGUUUCUAUGAUUCCGACUCUUCUUCUUGACAUCAAGUCUCACUGCGCAGUGCUAGACAUGUGUGCUGCUCCAGGCUCGAAGACAUCUCAGAUCAUUGAAGCUCUUCACGCCGAUGCUCCAGAAGGCAAAGUUCCUAAAGGUUUUUGCGUGGCGAAUGAUGCCAAUAAUCGACGAUGUUAUAUGCUUGUCCACCAAGCAAAGCGACUCAAUAGUCCAUGCUGCAUGGUUGUUAAUCACGACGCACAAGGAAUGCCAAAUAUGAAAGUGAAAAAAGACUCUGGAGACGGAUUCGAAUGGCUUCAAUAUGAUAGAAUCCUGGCGGACGUACCAUGCUCUGGUGACGGAACGAUGCGCAAAAACCCAGAUGUUUGGACCACCUGGCGACCGAACAACACCCUUAACUUGCAUCCCAUGCAAUUCCGAAUUGCUCAACGAGGUCUUGAGCUUUUGAAGGCAUGA
Messenger RNA from Oikopleura dioica, 930 nucleotides. Lineage: Eukaryota; Metazoa; Chordata; Appendicularia; Copelata; Oikopleuridae. The record is from the annotation of a GenBank genome assembly.